AUGCGCGACCCUCGGCUUUCCUCGCCCUCGCCUCAGCGCGUCCAUCAAGACGUCUUCGAGUACGCCCCGCACGACUCGAUGCCGUCGACUUCCCAUGCCCCAUUCCCCGUCGCACACCCGCACGCACCGACGACCGAGUCCUUCCUCUCCAACCAGCCUCACUUCUCCAGCAGUUCAUCUCGCUCAACUCGCAACGAGCAGGUGCAGUGGAUGCACUCGCAGCGACCGGCGCAGCCUCACCCUCGGAGCGACCAAUACUCGUCGCGAGAACAGUACCUGCAGCAGCCGGCAAGACCGCAACAGCCUGCGACAAUCCCCAUCCACCGAGUCUACGUUCUUCGAUGCGCAACCUGCGACACCUUUCUGUCAGACCGAGGGAUGCGGGCCGUCCUCCUCCUCAAGCCUCACAUCGUCCUAUUCUCCACCGACGCCGCGCCUGCGAACUCGGAGACGUUCUGGCCUGGCGAGCUCGGCGAGGAGGAGCAUGUUGAGCGGACGUGCAGCUGCUUGACGAGCUCCAUCAACUGCCACGGUUGCGGCAAGACCGUCGGAUACCACAUCGUUUCGCCCUGCGCCAAGUGCACUGCGUCGGUCCAGAAGCAUCAGCGAACGGCGAAUCACCACCGAUAUGUCUUCCACCACAACGAGGUGACUUCGCGCGAACGAAUGUACUUCCCUGACGAAAGAGGCGUCAACAACCCCUUCGUCGCCCGGUCUUCCGCGCUAGUGGCGACCUCGUCACCGAACCGACACUGUCGCAGCGCUGGAGAAGAGGCUGCCGACGCCGCCUCGUCCGCACGCUCGCGACACGGCGAACGCCUUCUCAAGGCGGGCGACACGCUUUACUGGCACCUGCUCAUCCCUGGCGGAGAGCGGUGCCAGAGCAUCGACCCUCGGACACGAGAGCCGGUUUGGAGCGAGAACGUCGGACGUUGA
Rhodotorula toruloides NP11 is the source of this 936-nucleotide messenger RNA. RefSeq names its product zinc finger, C2H2-type domain containing protein. The transcript is spliced from 4 exons. Gene Ontology annotation, cellular component: cytosol. The coding region runs from base 1 to 936 and encodes 311 amino acids. The record is from RefSeq and is a predicted model, not a curated record. Lineage: Eukaryota; Fungi; Basidiomycota; Microbotryomycetes; Sporidiobolales; Sporidiobolaceae.